AUGUUAUUUAGUGCCCUUACGAAGCAAAGAUGUGCAUUUUCUUCAACAAUAAGACUUUUUUCCUUGACAUCAUGGACUCGUUCAGAUUUUGCAGAUCUGAGAACUCUGUCCCCUACAGAAGGACUGCCAUCAAGUGUGGAUGUUGUGAUUUGUGGGGGAGGAGUUGUAGGUGCAUCAGUGGCCUACCAUUUAGCUCAAAUGGGUUGGGGGCCAAGGACAAUACUCUUAGAACAGGCAAGUCUUGGCGGUGCCCCGACAUGGAACACCAUAGGUCUUGUCGGUGUCUUCAAACCAACCUUAGCUCAAGUAAGACUUUGUCAGACAUCAAUGGACAUGUUUCGUGAUCUUAAAGAGCUAGGCCUUCCAACUGGCUGGAAACAAUGUGGAAGCUUAUGCUUAGCAAGAACUAAUGAUAGAAUGACAGUUUUCAGAAGAAUGAAAUCUCUCUCUGUAUCUUGGAAUAUUGAUUGCGAACUAGUCACUCCGAUCGAAGCUCAAAGGAAAUGCCCCUUAAUUGCCAUUGAUGACCUAAAAGGUGGCUUGUGGAUUCCUGGUGAUGGUGUUGGUGACCCAUAUACUCUUUUAAACUCAUUAUUGAAAGUAGCUGUAAGCAAAGGACUUCGAGUAUAUGAAAACUGUUCUGUAUCAACUGUGCAAGCAAAAAAUGGUCGUGUGGACAAAGUGGUUACUCCUUAUGGGGAAAUAAACUGCUCAGCAUUUGUGAAUACUGCAGGUUUCUGGGCAAGAGAGCUAGGAGCGAGAUCUCGGCCUCCUGUCAAAAUUCCUAUCCACCCAGUGGAGCACUACCAUCUUCUUACUGUUCCUAUGAACAUAGAUCCAAUGAUGCCUGUUGUCCGUGAUCUGGAUGGAUACAUAUAUUUUAGAGAAUAUGAAGGGUGCAUUGUAGCAGGAGGUUUUGAGCCAGUUGCAAAGCCUGCUUAUGAAAAUGGAAAAAUACCGAAUACUCAGGCUGAUCGUAGUCUUCCUGAAGACUGGGAUCACUUUAGCGUGCUUUUAGAGCAGCUAUUAAUUCGAAUUCCUUCUGUGGGUGAUAUUCGGCCUCAAAAACUGAGUAACCUACCUGAAGCAUUUUCACCUGAUUGUAAGUGGGUGGUUGGUGAAGCUCCAGAGGUAGAAAGGUACUACAUUGCUUCUGGAAUGAAAACAGUUGGUAUUUCAGCCGCUGGUGGAGUCGGAAAAGCUAUUGCAGAACUUAUAACCAAUAAUAAAACUUCUUAUGAUAUGUACGAAAUAGACAUCAGUAGAUUUCUAGGACUACAUAAUAACACAAAAUUUCUAAGGGAAAGAGUCAGUGAAGUGCCAGGUCUUCAUUACAGUUUGGUUUAUCCUUUCCAUGAGUUUCAAACUGGAAGAAAAUUGCGAAUGUCUCCAAUUUUCACAUCUUUAAAGGAUGCAGGUGCUGUUUUUGGUCAGGUCAUGGGAUAUGAAAGGCCAUCUUGGUUUGAACACACUGGACCAUUAUCCUCAUCAGAACCAGAUACCCCUACCAAAAAUUCAUUGAAAAAAGGGGAACGAGGGAAUCUCAAACAAGAUAUCUAUGAUGGUGGAACUCCUUACAGAGUUGCUUCUACUAAUACUUUCUCAAAACCUCCAUGGUUCAAUUAUGUAGCUGCUGAAUAUGCGGCAUGUAGAGAAACGAUUGGGUUGAGUGACUAUUCUUCUUUCACUAAAUUGGAACUUUGGUCAAAAGGUGAUGAAGUUGUGAAAACACUGCAGUACCUUUGUAGUAACGAUGUUGAUGUUGUUGAUGGUAGUAUUAUUCAUACUGGUAUGCAGAAUGAAUGUGGUGGUUAUGAAAAUGAUUGCAGUUUAAUAAGACUUGCCCAUAAUCAUUAUAUGAUGGUAGCACCUACAAUUCAACAAACUCGCUCUAAAGUCUGGAUUCAAAGGCACCUUCCAAAAGAUGGUUCUGUAUGUCUGUCGGAUGUUACUUCGAUGUUUACUGCCAUUUGCAUUAUGGGUCCUCUCACCAGGUCUCUUCUGUCUGAAUUGACUGAACAAGAUUUAAGACCUAAAUCUUUUCCUUUCUUUACAUAUAAGGAAAUCGAUGUUGGCUUGGCAAAUGGAAUCAGAGCAUUAAACCUUACACAUACUGGGGAAUUAGGUUAUGUUCUAUAUAUUCCUAAUGAGUUUGCUUUACACGUUUAUCAGAAACUUAUUGAAACUGGAGAGAAGUAUGGUUUGAAACAUUGUGGAUAUUAUGCCAUGAGAGCUCUUAGAGUGGAAAAGUUUUAUGCUUUUUGGGGACAGGACCUUGAUACAACUACAACACCUUUGGAAUGUGGAAGAACCUGGAGAGUGAAAUUUGAUAAAGGAGAAUUUAUUGGUCGUUCAGCAUUACUAAAACAACAGGAGGAAGGGGUCAACCGUAUGUAUGUCCAGCUGCUAUUGGAAGACCACGAUGAAGAAACAGACAUUUGGCCUUGGGGUGGUGAACCUAUAUAUAGGAAUGGAAAAUAUGUUGGAGCUACAACAACAACUGGCUAUGGUUUUACUUUUAAACAACAGGUAUGCCUUGGUUUCAUUAUGAACCUCGACGAAAAAGGAAAUAAGCAUAAAGUUACAAGUGAAUAUGUCUUAUCUGGUGAUUAUGAAGUUGAUGUAGGAGGUAGACUUUAUUCAGCGAAAGUCAAUCUCCAUUCUCCAAACCUUCCUACAAAAUAUCCAGACCAGGAGCGUCAAGCAUACAGUGCCACUAGAGAUAAAAUGAUUUAUGAACCAAUCCUGAGGGCUGUUCCUUAA
Molecule: messenger RNA, 2763 nt
Organism: Nezara viridula (southern green stink bug)
Lineage: Eukaryota; Metazoa; Arthropoda; Insecta; Hemiptera; Pentatomidae
Source: the annotation of a GenBank genome assembly